Messenger RNA from Malassezia globosa CBS 7966, 810 nucleotides. RefSeq lists its product as uncharacterized. The coding region runs from base 1 to 810 and encodes 269 amino acids. The transcript is spliced from 3 exons. Gene Ontology annotation, cellular component: nucleus. Gene Ontology annotation, biological process: rRNA processing; ribosomal large subunit assembly. The record is from RefSeq and is a predicted model, not a curated record. NCBI's taxonomy places the organism in Eukaryota, Fungi, Basidiomycota, Malasseziomycetes, Malasseziales, Malasseziaceae. Gene Ontology annotation, molecular function: 3'-5' exonuclease activity; nucleic acid binding.
AUGAGCUCACAAAGUCCAGCAGGGAGUAAUUGGGAAUCCUUGCGCAAGAAACUGCACGGCUCACCGACGUCCUCCGUAGUGCGCAAAAAGCGAUCCGCUCAGCAAAUGCACACAUUGUCUGCUACUACGAAGCAGUUACGACACAGCAAGUCGGUAGAACUACCCUCCAAGAAUCCGUUGUGGUUCGCCGAUGACCUGACGCCCGAGGAUCUGGCGCUCGCCAAAAGCAUACAAGCUAGCAAGUCGUCCGAUUCGACUGCGUCAGAGACGCAUGAAAUAUCACAGGCCCAGACGCAGACUAAGCGCAGGCUCGUACUUGGCGAGCCUGUGAAUCCGUCGCCGGCGAAACAGACCAUUGGCAACUAUGUGGCGAUCGAUUGUGAGAUGGUCGGCGUCGGUCCACGAGGUACGGGAAGUGCCCUUGCUCGUGUAUCGAUCGUAAACUGGCAUGGCCAUGUUGUUCUGGAUACGUUUGUCAAGCCGAAGGAACGGGUCACAGACUACCGCACGUGGGUAUCAGGUGUGCGUCCGGGUGACCUAAAGAAGGCGCCGUCCUUCGCCACCGUUCAAGCACGUGUGGCAGACAUCAUCAAAGGCCGUGUGCUUGUUGGGCAUGCGAUUCAGAAUGAUUUGCGCGCAUUGUUGUUGUCGCAUCCGCGGCCGAAGAUCCGUGACACGGCUGGGUUCAAGCCAUUGCAGGAGUUGUCGGGCAACAAGAGCCCUGGUCUGCGGACAUUGUCAAAACUUCUCUGUCGAGGAUGCACAAGCGACGAUGGCUGUGUUCCGCACGCAGAAACGUGCAUGGGAUGA